ACAAUAAACUCACUGGCUUGAUUCCCAAUUCUCUUGGAUAUUUGGCUAAUCUACAGUUCCUAAACUUGGCAGCAAACAAUUUAACAAGUGACUCAUCAUUUAGCUUCCUCACUUCCUUAACCAAUUGUAGAAAGUUAACAAUUCUUUUUCUAUCUUCAAACCCUAUAAACGGCAUGCUUCCAGUAUCUGCAGGGAACCUUUCCACUUCUCUUACAAUGUUUUACGCCAGUUCUUGCAAUAUUAAAGGGCGAAUUCCUAAUGAAUUUGGGAACUUAAGAAACUUGUUAGAGCUUGAUCUUUCUGGAAACAACUUAGUUGGAUCAAUUCCCACAUCAAUUGGCAACUUAAAAAACCUUCAGCGUUUCAACUUGAGUGACAACAAACUUACAGGAUUUAUUGGAGAUCACAUUUGUAAAUUGCAGAAUUUGGGUGCUAUUUACUUGGGACAAAAUCAACUUUUAGGAUCUCUUCCUAAUUGUUUAGGGAAUGUUACUUCCCUUAGAUUGAUACAUCUUGGUUCCAAUAAAUUGAUUUCCAAUAUACCACCAAGCUUAGGGAAUCUUAAGGAGUUAAUUGAGCUUGACUUGUCCUCAAACAACAUGGUUGGUUCUUUACCACCAGAAAUUGGAAAUCUAAAAGCUGUGACACAUAUAGAUCUGUCGAUGAAUCAAUUCUCAAAAGGAAUUCCUAGGGAAAUUGGAGCAUUGCAAAAUUUGGAGUACCUUUCUUUGAGGCACAACAAGUUGCAAGGAUCUAUACCUGACUCAUUCAGCAACAUGGUAAGUUUGGGAUACCUAGACAUUUCACAUAAUAAUAUAUCGGGAACUAUACCCAUGUCUUUGGAGAAACUACAACACCUCAAGUAUUUCAAUGUUUCUGUCAACAAGCUGUACGGUGAAAUACCCUCGGGGGGUCCUUUCAAGAACCUCUCGAGUCAAUUUUUCAUCGACAAUGAAGCAUUAUGUGGUUCUUCAAGGUUUAGUGUUCCACCGUGCCCCACAUCAUCAAAGCAUAGAUCAAAUAGGAAAAAAAUGCUUGUUCUAUUUCUUGUGCUGGGAAUCGCACUUGUACUGGUUCCUAUUACCUUUCUGUUUGUAUGGAUAAGGUAUACAAGAGUUAAAAGUGAUCCUCAACAAGCUGAUUCAUUGUCUACCGCAACAACAGAAAGAAUUUCAUACUAUGAACUGCUCCAAGCAACUGAUUCGCUUAGCGAGAGUAAUCUGAUUGGUUCUGGAAGUUUUGGCUCUGUCUACAAAGGCGUUCUCAGAAGUGAAACUGCCAUUGCAGUUAAAGUGUUCAAUCUGCAACUGGAAGCGGCAUUCAAGAGUUUUGAUACAGAAUGUGAAGUUUUGCGCAGCCUUCGCCACAGGAAUCUUGUGAAAGUCAUCACUAGUUGCUCCAACCUGGAUUUUAAGGCUUUAGUUCUCGAGUAUAUGCCUAAUGGAAGUCUUGAAAAGUAUUUGUAUUCGCACAACUACUUCCUAGACAUCAGGCAGAGACUAAGCAUUAUGACAGAUGUCGCAUGUGCAUUGGAAUAUCUCCAUCAUGGGUGCUCGUUACCCGUGAUACACUGUGAUAUAAAACCUAGUAACGUCUUGCUGGAUGAGGAUAUGGUUGCCCACCUAAGCGACUUUGGUAUUUCAAAACUGCUUGGUGAAGAUGAGAGCGAUUUAUACACUAAAACCUUAGCAACAUUUGGCUAUAUAGCACCGGAGUAUGGACUGGAUGGACUGGUGUCAAUAAAAUGUGAUGUCUAUAGUUACGGGAUUAUGUUGCUGGAAACAUUUACCAGGAGAAAGCCUAGUGAGUUUGAGGGAGAUCUUAACUUGAAGCAAUGGGUGAGUUAUUCACUCCCAGAGGCAGUAAUGGACGUUAUGGAUGCCAACUUGGUUACACCAAUGGAUCAUCGCUUACAGAAGAAGCUAGAUGUUGUUGCAUCAAUCAUGAAAGUGGCAUUAGAUUGUUGUGUUGAAUCUCCGGCAAGAAGGACAAACAUGAAAGAUGUUGUAGGGAUGCUACAGAAGAUCAAGAUUCAACUUCUUGCAUGCUGAGCAUGUUCUCUGAAUCUCUUGUUUCGAAUCGAUCACUUCUUUUGUUUUGUUUUAGCACUUUGAUUCUGUUUUCAGAAAUGCUAGUUGGUUGCAAUAAAUGACUCUGUUUCCUCUUAAAAACUAAAACCAAAUUGACCCUCUUGAAAAUCUUGAAGCAGAAUGAUCUUAGUUUUUGUAAA
Molecule: messenger RNA, 2230 nt
Organism: Solanum pennellii
Lineage: Eukaryota; Viridiplantae; Streptophyta; Magnoliopsida; Solanales; Solanaceae
Product: receptor kinase-like protein Xa21
Exons: 2
Coding region: 174-2051 (625 amino acids)
Biological process (GO): protein phosphorylation
Molecular function (GO): protein kinase activity; protein binding; ATP binding
Source: RefSeq, a predicted model, not a curated record